Gekko japonicus is the source of this 6162-nucleotide messenger RNA. RefSeq names its product leucine-rich repeat kinase 1 (gene LRRK1). Bases 1 to 6030 code for a protein of 2009 amino acids. The transcript has 33 exons. NCBI's taxonomy places the organism in Eukaryota, Metazoa, Chordata, Lepidosauria, Squamata, Gekkonidae. Gene Ontology annotation, biological process: protein phosphorylation. Gene Ontology annotation, molecular function: protein kinase activity; ATP binding; protein binding. The record is from RefSeq and is a predicted model, not a curated record.
AUGUGCGUUACUGAUUAUUUCAGCCAGAGGCUUCCUUUUCAGCCAGAGGAACAGCCCAACACUGGCGCGAAAGUGUACCCGGGACGUCCCGUGGAGAUGGGCGUCAGGCAGUCUGCAGCCAGCGAUCUCUCCAUCGACCAGCCUCCCAUGACAGAAACUGUCCAGGGCGCUUACAAAAGCGGAGAAUUCGCUAAAGCCCAGGAGCUGAUUAAAACAGCAUGUCAGGAGAACCUCUUACAAGUGGAAAAGUGCCAUCUGUUGAGCAUUUCAGCUGCCUACGGGGACACACAAGCUGUGAAGUAUUUGCUGAAGGAAGGUUGUGUGACAUUACCCACAGAACCAAACGAUGACAACCCGGCAGUGCUGGCAGCAUAUUUUGGGCACCACAAUGUCGUGAAAGAACUGCUUGAUUCUCUUCUUGCUCCCAUCAACUCCCUGCAGCUUUUGAACUGGAUGCUGGCCAUCGCUUGCAAACGGGGUCACCUAGAGGUUGUCCGGCUCUUGGUCCGCAUGUACAGCGCCGACCCGGACAGCUGCGCCGUGCGAAAGAACGAGUUUCCAGCCCUCAUCAGGCUGCCUCUCUACGCAGCAAUCCAAGCAGGGCAUGAGGACGUAGCUGCCUUUUUGCUCCAGAACGGAGCCUUUUUUUGUUCCUACAUCCUGAUGGACUGCCCUGGUGAGAGCAAGAAACUUCUACGCAAAUACUUCAUUGAAACAGCAGCGUCGACCAGGAGUGCUCCAGCAGUACCAGCUCUGCAUGUGAACUGGUCGAACCUCCGUCUCCCUUGGGUGGAACUGGAUUGGCUGAUGGAUAUUUCCCCCCAAAUAACUGAGCUCGACCUCUCGGCCAACUGCUUGACCGCCCUCCCAUCUGUGAUCCCAUGGGGGCUGAUAAAUAUCCAGAAGCUAAACCUUGCCGAUAACCGACUGCAUGAGAUCGCCGACGUACAGUCUUCAGAUGGCAUCCUCUGUUCAAAGUUACUUGAGAUCGACGUGUCCGCCAACAGGUUCCAGAGCCUUCCUUCGGGAUUCUUGCACCUUUCCCGACUCCAAAGGGUCGUUGCUACCAAAAAUUACCUGGAAAGGUUAUUUGAAGAGGAGAACGCAACUAACUGGAUAGGGUUAAGGAAACUGAGUGAGCUGGAUGUCUCGGACAACCGGUUGGUGGAGCUACCCACUCAGUUUCUCCACAAUUUGAAAUCUCUGAACAUCCUGAAUGUGUCCAAGAAUAAUCUGAAAGUGUUCCCUCCGCCCUGGGUUUGCCCCUUGAAAUGUUGCAAAGCAGCUAAAAAUGCCUUGGAGUCCCUACCAGAUACCUUGGCUGUUUUCUGGAAAAAUCAUCUGAAGGAAGUCGAUUUUUCUGAAAAUGCCCUGAGCGAAGUCCCCCAGUGCCUCUUCCAGCUUGAAGCUUUGGUAUCAUUGAAACUUUCAGGAAAUCAGUUAACCGUCUUACCUUCCCAAGAAAAGUGGUCCUGCAGGCAACUGAAGACUUUGGAUCUCUCGAAGAACCAGCUUGGGAAAGCAGACGAAGGAGCCAAAACGAAGCUGAUUUCAUUUUUCUCGACGAGGAACAGAACUCGCGCUGGCGCUGAGACAGGUUCUACCUUGGAGUUUCCUGAAUACCUCUGCGAGUCUCUAGAAGUCCUCUGUCUGAAUGACAACCACCUAGAUGCCGUCCCCCAGUCGGUCUGCUUCCUCAAAGGGCUUUCUGAGCUUUACUUAGGCAAUAACCGAGGCAUCCAAGAGCUCCCUCCUGAACUCGGACAACUGUCUAAUCUUUGGCAGCUGGAUAUCGAGGAGCUAACGAUUGCCAACCUGCCGGCUGAGAUCAGAAAGGAAGGCCCCAAGACCAUCUUAGCUUUCUUACGGGCCCAGCUGCGGAAAGCGGAGCCGUGCCACCUGAUGAAGAUGGUCGUGGUGGGCCCCCCGCGGCAGGGGAAGUCUGCGCUGAUCGAAAUCCUCCAGACGGGAAAAGCCUCCCAAACGAUGCCCAGCGACGUCACCAUCCGGACCAUGAAGUGGGAGCUUCAGAAACCAGCCGGAUUCAAAUCGAAGGUUGAUUCAGUGGAGUUUAAUGUCUGGGAUAUCGGCGGCCCCGCCAGCAUGUCGACAGUCAAUCAGUGUUUCUUCACAGACAAAGCAUUGUACGUUGUCGUCUGGAACUUGGCACUGGGCGAGGAGGCCAUUGCAAAUCUUCAGUUCUGGCUGUUGAAUAUUGAGGCCAAGGCUCCGAAUUCAGUAGUGCUGGUUGUCGGGACACACCUCGACUUGAUCGACACCAAAUUCCGCGUCGAGAGGAUCGCUACCCUGAGGGCCUACGUUCUGGCCAUCUGCCGCUCUCCUUCUGGCUCAAGAGCCACCGGCUUCCCCGAUAUCACUCUGAAGAAUUUACACGAGCUCUCGUGUAAGACCCUGGAAGGCCUGGAUGGGUUCCGCCAGCUGAUUUACCACAUCACUUGUAACAUGAAGGAUGCCGGCAGUUCUAUCUGCUCACAGAAGCUCGUGGGAAGACUGAUACCAAGGAGUUACCUGCGCUUCCAAGACUCCAUCAAAGCAGAACAACAGAGAAGAAGCCAAAAAGACAGAGUCCAGUACCUAACAGACAAGGAAAUAGAGAACAUCGUAGACGGAACUCCAGGAAAUGACAUCAAGGACUAUGAGGAUUUGCAGUCUGCCAUCAACUUCCUGAUCGAAACGGGGACUUUGCUGCACUUCCCAGAUACGAGCCACGGGCUGAGGAACCUCUAUUUCCUCGACCCGGUCUGGUUGUCGGAGUGUCUGCAGCGAAUCUUCAGUAUCAAAAGUUCCAAAUCGGUUGCCAAGAAUGGGGUGAUCAAAGCCGAGGACCUGCGGAUGCUGUUGGUCGGGACAGGCUUCACCAAGCAGACGGAGGAGCAGUAUUUCCAGUUCCUUGCCAAGUUUGAAAUUGCACUCCCGGUAGCCAACAACAGUUAUCUCCUACCUCAUCUGCUUCCUGCCAAGCCGGCUUUGGACAUCCACGGCUUACGCCACCAGAUGGCAAACACCAUCCAGAGGGUAUUCAAGAUGAGUUUCGUUCCUGUCGGCUUUUGGCAAAGGUUUAUCGCUCGGAUGCUUAUUAGUCUUGCGGAGAUGGAUCUCCAGUUCUUCGAAAACAAGAAGAACACCAAGAACAGGAGGAAAAGCACCAUUAUCUAUAGCUUCACAGGCAGACAGCGAAACAGGUGCAGCACAUUCCGAGUGAAAAGGAAUCACACCAUUUAUUGGCAGGAGGGGCUGUUUGUCACCUUUGACGGAGGCUAUUUGAGCGUGGAGUCUUCCGACGUGAACUGGAAGAAGAAGAAAAGUGGUGGAAUCAAAAUCAUCUGCCAGUCAGACACGAGGGAUUUUUCCGCAAUGGCUUUCAUCACCGAUCACAUCAACUCUCUGAUAGACCAGUGGUUUCCUGCGCUUACGGCUACAGAAAGUGACGGAACUCUCCUCAUGGAGCAAUAUGUCCCUUGCCCCGUCUGCUCCACCCCGAAAAGUCAAGACGGGAACAGCCAGCAGAUAGAAGACAUGCAGUUCUUCAACAUGGAGGACUGUGUUCUCACUGCCAUAGAGUUGGACACCAUCACCUGUCCCAACCACCCGGAUACCCCCGUCCCAUUGGAGGAGCUGGUCCCGGAGCUUUUCAUGACGGAUUUUCCUUCGAGGUUAUUUUUGGAAAACAGCAAACUGGAAUACAGCAAAAACGAAAACAAUAUCCUUGGCCAAGGAGGAAGCGGAACGGUUAUAUAUCGGGCACAGUACCAAGGGAUACCGGUGGCUGUGAAGCAGUUCCUGAUGAAAAAAUGCAUGAGUUCUGCGUGUUCAGCCACAGACACGAUGCUGAGGCACCUGCGGGCCAUGGAUGCCAUGAAGAACUUUUCCGAGUUCCGCCAGGAAGCCAGCAUGCUCCACUCUUUGCAGCACCCGUGCGUCGUCUCCCUGAUUGGGAUCAGCAUCCACCCGCUCAGCUUUGCUUUGGAGCUGGCCCCGUUGGGGAGCCUCACCACCGUGUUAUCCGAGAACUCCAAAGGGGCGUCCUUUGUGCCACUGGGACACAUGCUAACCCUGAAAGUAGCGUACCAAAUAGCAGCGGGACUGGCCUACCUCCAUAAGAAGAAUAUCAUCUUCUGUGACCUGAAGUCAGACAACAUUCUGGUGUGGUCCCUGGACGCGAAGGAAAGCGUCAACAUCAAGCUGUCGGACUACGGGAUUUCACGGCAGUCCUUCCACGAAGGGGCUCUCGGUGUGGAGGGCACGCCCGGCUACCAGGCCCCAGAGAUACGGCCUCGCAUAGUCUACGAUGAAAAGGUGGACAUGUUUUCCUUCGGGAUGGUGCUGUACGAGCUGCUGUCCGGCCAGCGGCCCGUCCUUGGGCAGCACCAGCUUCAAAUCUCCAAGAAGCUUUCCAAGGGCAUCCGCCCUGUCCUGGGCCAGCCGGAAGAGGUGCAGUUCCACCGGAUGCAGGCUCUGAUGGUGGAAUGUUGGGACACUAAACCCGAGCAGCGCCCGUUGGCCAUGUCCGUGGUAGGACGAAUGAAAGACCCCACCUUUGCUACCUUCAUGUACCUGCUGCCGUGUGGGAAACAGUCGUUGUCCUUCUUUUCGCAAGGGCAGGAGUACACGGUGGUGUUCUGGGAUGGGAAGGAAGACACCAGGAAUUACACGGUCGUGAAUACGGAGAAAGGGCUCAUAGAAGUCGCGCGGAUGAGCUGCCCGGGGACCAGACUUUGCUGCCAACUGAAAGUGCAGAGCUCUCUGUGGACGGCCACUGAGGACCAAAAGAUCCACGUGUACAGUUUGCAAGGCAUGUGUCCUCUCAAAGCUCCCCAGAAGGGCAUCGACACCCCAGCGGCUGUCACCUGUCUGUUGGCAGUGCCGGUUGUAAAAAAGAACUCCUACCUCGUGCUGGCUGGCAUGGCCGAUGGACUCAUAGCAGUCUUCCAAGCCUUGUGCGGCGUCCCCGAGAGCACCUGCCGCUACCUGUGCUCCCGCUCGGCUAACCACUCCAUGUUCAUGAUCGGCGACGAUGAUCCCCGCCAGAAUCCGUACCCCGUGAGAGCCAUGGAAACGGCAAACAGCAGCACGGAGGUCUGGUACAGCAACGGCCCCGGCGUCCUCAUCAUAGACUGCACGACCCUGGCGAUCACCCGGCGAUUGGAGCCCUACAACGCCCCGUCCACAGUCGUGUCUAUCGCUUGCAGCUCGGAGUGCGACGGGGAGGAGGUGGCUUGGUGUCUGGACGACGAGACCAACUUCCUGGUCAUGUAUUACACCGCCACCUACCAGCUGUGCGCACGCUACUUCUGUGGGGACGGCAGCCCGCUGAGGGACAUGUUCACCGUUCAGCAGCCCUCUGCCUUGAUGUCCACCACGACGCUAGUGGCAAACAGGACUGCCACUCCCGAGCGCAGCUCUCUGUCUGACGUCAGCAUCCUCCACAGCCCGGAGCAGGGCACUCAGAUAUUAAACCACCAGGACUCCCUAACGGACUACUGUUCCGUGUCCUCGCACACCCCCUCAGUGACCCACAGGGUGACGAGGUCUCCCUCGAGCCUGCCCAGUUCCCCCAUGAGCUCCUCCAGCGUGCCUUUCUCGACGGACUGCGAGGAGCCCGACAAGUCCGAGGAAGCCGGCCUUUCCCCCGAGAGGCCGGGAAACGAUUUGGGACCCGCCAGCGAUAGUGCAGGGCACCUCCAGGCUGUGACGGUCCUUCCUGUGAAAGACCUCAUCUGGAUUCCCAGGCGAGGCGGCGAUAUCCUUGUGAUCGGCCUGGAGAAGGAAGGCCACUCUCAGCGGGGGAGAGUGCUGGCUGUACUGAAGGCUGCGGAGCUGGCUCCCCACGGGUCCCUGGUGGAUGCGGCCGUCCUGGCGAAGGACAUGGUUGCCUGUUGCUUCAGCAGCGACGACACGGACUACUGCGUGGCUGUCUGGAAAGGCUGGGGGGCCAAAGAUUUCGACGUCUUCUACAAGUCCUACGAAGAACUGAGCAGGCUCGAGGCCUGCAUGAGGAAAAGAAGGUAGCGGCGGUGGACCGACACGAAGCAGCCCCCGCGAGAAGGUUGAAUGGGCAGAAAACUGGGGAAACUGACACUGCGUACAUUUUCCAGAAAUAUGGACGCCUUGCGGGAGGAGGGGGGUGUUGUCUGCUGUUCC